AUGGCCAGGAACAAUCGUCUUUCUUCCAGCUCCUCUACAAAGAGAUUCGGACCGUCUUCUAUGAGCGCCUUGUCCCCUCUGGACUCCGCGAGUUUGAGGUGUUUCCCAGCCAAGCUCUCAGGGCCCCUCCCAGCUGGGACGGCAGAUCGCUCUUGGAGACCUGCCGCCGCAUCCCGGACGAGGCCAGCCCCAUCCUACACAAAAGAAGCCAUCCUACGCUUCGAGUCCCCCGACCAAGGUGUCGACGAAUGCUAUGGCGGCUUCAUCCACACGCACGACGUCAGGCUCCUGGCUGCGGUGCCCUGGGCACGCGAUGCCUGCGGGACUCUCCUCGUCAAGUACGACCUGCGCCUCGCUGAUCACUCGGGCCUCGUAGGCUACCUCUGGAGCUGCUUCGGCGUCCCCGGCCUGGCGGCAAGCAUCGAACGCGUCGAGAUUCAUGUUGGCUCGCCAUGGGGAUUUUGGAACUCGUGGCUUACUGAGAAGCGCUACCGUGCCGGUCGUGAACACGGGCAACUUCCCGCUGCACGAGUUCCUGGAUUGGCUGCAGGGACUGCCGCGGCUGAGGACGGUGAUCGUAAGCGGCGGCAUCUAUCACGAUCUGCUGGCGGGUUUCUACCGGCGAGAGUUUCUGAAGGGCGGCAGGAGCGACUUAGGGGUUGCGGACCACGGACAAAGAGUUCAAGAUGUCAACGGCAGAAUCGUAUCGUGAUCUGGCAUUCAGACGUCGAAGGAGGCGAUGGGUGUCGGGAUAUGGGCCGACUGGAGCCGUUUCAGCUUCAAGUCCCCGGACAGUGA
This is a messenger RNA of Truncatella angustata, 798 nucleotides long. RefSeq lists its product as uncharacterized. Lineage: Eukaryota; Fungi; Ascomycota; Sordariomycetes; Amphisphaeriales; Sporocadaceae. The record is from RefSeq and is a predicted model, not a curated record. The coding region runs from base 1 to 798 and encodes 265 amino acids. The transcript is spliced from 2 exons.